Molecule: messenger RNA, 677 nt
Organism: Tribolium castaneum (red flour beetle)
Lineage: Eukaryota; Metazoa; Arthropoda; Insecta; Coleoptera; Tenebrionidae
Gene: mRpL12
Product: mitochondrial ribosomal protein L12
Exons: 2
Coding region: 102-644 (180 amino acids)
Biological process (GO): translation
Cellular component (GO): ribosome; mitochondrial large ribosomal subunit
Molecular function (GO): mRNA binding; structural constituent of ribosome
Source: RefSeq, a predicted model, not a curated record
ACAGGUUUUCCGGUUAUUGGAUUUCGUUAAUCGCGACACUUGCCGCAUGACAUAACCUUUUUUUUUCCGCCACAAUUAUCACAUUUUAUCGGUAAAAAACCAUGAAUUCGGCCCGAAUCACGCUCCGUGUGCCCCUCACAGCAUGGCGCAGCCUCUCCCGCUGUUCGGUCUUACACACCGCCGAACCACAGGCAGCCCCCGUCGAAAAAAUCACAAUCCCGCCCCCCAGCAACGUCGAGAAGCCCAUCAGCCCCAAAAUCGAGAAACUGGUAACGGAAAUUUCGCAGUUAAAUUUACUGGAAGUGUCCGAAUUGAGUGGCGCUUUGAAGACACGUCUGAACCUCCCGGACGCCCCAGUCAUGCCGGUUGGGGGCUUCGCGGCUCCGGCCCCCGCCGAGGAGGAGGACGAGGCCCCCAAACAGGUCAAGUCCGUGUUCAACGUGAAAUUAAUGAAAUUCGACGAGAAGCAAAAAGUCGCGCUUAUUAAGGAGAUCAAGGGGCUGAUGGAAGGCAUGAAUUUGGUGCAAGCGAAGAAGUUCGUCGAGGGGGCGCCGGCGCUGGUCAAGGGGGACGUCAGUAAAGAGGAGGCCGAGAAGUUGAAGGCGGCUAUCGAAAAAGUAGGCGGUGUUGUAGAAAUUGAUUAGGUUUUUUUUUAAAUAAAGUUUAGUUAAGAUAAA